UGCUAGAACCGCCGCAGCCGCUGCAGCCGCCUUUAAGUGCCGCGUUCGCCUCCGGGAUUGGUACCGGCGCGCCGCCGAGAAAGCAGCUGCAACCGGGUCGGGAGUGGAGGCGGCGCGGCAUGAAGCGGCGCAGACCCGCUCCGUAGCUCGCGUCGGGACGGUCCGGGCUGGGCCGGGGCGGGGGGAAGGAUUGGAUGGUGAGAAAAGGAAAGACUCCUGUGAGAAGAGAGCAGAAUGAGCAGAGGGAUCUAUGCUUGAAGUUGAGUCACUUGAAAAAAGAUCUCUUUGAAUGUGGAAGAGAUCUGAGCAGAUGAAAAUACAGUCAGGAAAAUGCAACAUGGCAGCAGCGAUGGAAACAGAGCAGCUGGGCGUUGAGAUCUUUGAAACUGCAGAGUGUGAGGAGCAUAUUGAAUCACAGGAUCAGCCUAAAUUGGAGCCAUUUUAUGUUGAGCGGUAUUCCUGGAGUCAGCUGAAAAAGCUGCUUGCUGAUACCAGAAAAUAUCAUGGCUACAUGAUGGCAAAGGCACCACAUGAUUUUAUGUUUGUAAAGAGGAAUGACCCAGAUGGGCCUCAUUCAGACAGGAUCUAUUACCUUGCUAUGUCUGGUGAGAAUAGAGAAAAUACACUGUUUUAUUCUGAAAUUCCCAAAACCAUCAACAGAGCAGCAGUCUUAAUGCUAUCUUGGAAGCCUCUUUUGGAUCUUUUUCAGGCAACACUGGACUAUGGAAUGUAUUCCCGAGAAGAGGAACUAUUAAGAGAAAGAAAACGUAUUGGAACUGUUGGAAUUGCUUCUUAUGAUUAUCAUCAAGGAAGUGGAACAUUUCUGUUUCAAGCUGGUAGUGGAAUUUAUCACAUAAAAGAUGGAGGGCCACAAGGAUUUACUCAACAACCUUUACGGCCCAAUUUAGUGGAAACCAGUUGUCCCAACAUUCGGAUGGAUCCCAAAUUAUGCCCUGCUGAUCCAGAUUGGAUUGCUUUCAUACACAGCAAUGAUAUUUGGAUAUCCAACAUUGUAACUCGAGAAGAAAGGAGGCUCACCUAUGUGCACAAUGAGCUAGCCAAUAUGGAAGAGGAUCCCAGAUCAGCUGGAGUUGCUACCUUUGUUCUUCAAGAAGAGUUUGAUAGAUAUUCUGGUUAUUGGUGGUGUCCAGAAGCUGAAACAACUCCCAGUGGCAACAAAAUUCUUAGAAUUCUGUAUGAAGAAAAUGAUGAAUCCGAGGUGGAAAUAAUUCAUGUUACAUCACCUAUGUUGGAAACAAGGAGGGCAGAUUCAUUCCGUUAUCCUAAAACUGGUACAGCAAACCCUAAAGUCACUUUUAAGAUGUCAGAAAUAAUGAUUGAUGCAGAAGGAAGGAUUAUAGAUGUCAUUGAUAAGGAACUAAUACAGCCUUUUGAGAUUUUGUUUGAAGGUGUUGAAUAUAUUGCCAGAGCUGGAUGGACUCCAGAGGGAAAAUAUGCUUGGUCCAUCCUACUAGAUCGCUCCCAAACUCGCCUACAGAUAGUGUUGAUUUCGCCUGAACUGUUUAUCCCAGUAGAAGAUGAUGCUAUGGAAAGACAGAGACUCAUUGAAUCAGUGCCUGAUUCUGUUACCCCACUGAUUAUCUAUGAAGAAACAACAGAUAUCUGGAUAAAUAUCCAUGACAUCUUUCAUGUUUUUCCCCAAAGUCAUGAAGAUGAAAUUGAGUUUAUUUUUGCCUCUGAGUGCAAAACAGGUUUCCGUCAUUUAUAUAAGAUUACAUCCAUUUUAAAGGAGAGCAAAUAUAAACGAUCAAGUGGUGGGUUGCCUGCCCCAAGUGAUUUCAAGUGUCCUAUCAAAGAAGAGAUAGCAAUUACCAGUGGUGAAUGGGAAGUACUUGGCCGGCAUGGAUCCAAUAUCCAAGUUGAUGAAGUCAGAAAAUUGGUAUAUUUUGAAGGCACCAAAGACUCUCCUUUAGAACAUCACCUGUAUGUGGUUAGUUAUGUAAAUCCUGGAGAAGUGACAAGGCUGACUGACCGUGGCUAUUCCCACUCAUGCUGCAUCAGCCAGUAUUGUGACUUCUUUAUAAGUAAGUAUAGUAACCAGAAGAAUCCACACUGUGUGUCCCUUUAUAAGCUUACAAGUCCUGAAGAUGACCCAACCUGCAAAACAAAGGAAUUUUGGGCCACCAUCUUGGAUUCAGCAGGUCCUCUUCCUGACUAUACCCCUCCAGAAAUUUUCUCUUUUGAAAGUACUACUGGAUUCACAUUGUAUGGGAUGCUGUACAAGCCUCAUGAUCUACAACCCGGAAAGAAAUAUCCCACUGUGCUGUUCAUAUAUGGUGGUCCUCAGGUGCAGUUGGUGAAUAAUCGUUUUAAAGGAGUCAAAUAUUUCCGCUUGAAUACUCUAGCCUCUCUGGGCUAUGUGGUUGUAGUGAUAGACAACAGGGGAUCCUGUCACCGAGGGCUUAAAUUUGAAGGCGCCUUUAAAUAUAAAAUGGGUCAAAUAGAAAUUGAUGAUCAAGUGGAAGGACUCCAGUAUCUAGCUUCCCGGUAUGAUUUCAUUGACUUAGAUCGUGUGGGCAUUCAUGGCUGGUCCUAUGGAGGAUACCUUUCCCUCAUGGCAUUAAUGCAGAGAUCAGAUAUCUUCAGGGUUGCUAUUGCUGGGGCCCCGGUCACUCUGUGGAUCUUCUAUGAUACAGGCUACACUGAACGUUAUAUGGGUCACCCUGACCAGAAUGAGCAGGGCUAUUACUUAGGAUCUGUGGCCAUGCAAGCAGAAAAGUUCCCCUCUGAACCAAAUCGUUUGCUACUCUUACAUGGGUUCUUGGAUGAAAAUGUCCAUUUUGCACACACCAGUAUAUUACUAAGUUUUUUAGUGAGAGCUGGAAAGCCAUAUGAUUUACAGAUUUAUCCUCAGGAGAGACACAGCAUACGAGUUCCUGAAUCUGGUGAACAUUAUGAACUGCAUCUUUUGCACUACCUUCAAGAAAACCUUGGAUCACGCAUCGCUGCUCUGAAAGUGAUAUAAUUUUGACCUGUGUAGAACUCUGGUAUACACUGGCUUUUUAACCAAAUGAGAAGGUAUAAUCAACAGAGAACAUAGAAUUGAUCAUCAUCAUCAUAUUUUGGUACCUACCACAUAAAUAUACUUCUGAAAGUUUAUUUGGUGCCAGCAGGCACCUAUAGCUUGUGGAUAGUAAUCUUAUACCUUAAACAUACAUACACAAAAGUGAAUGACAUACAUUUCUAAGGGAUCCAGCAAUACCAUGAGAACUACUGAAAGAAAUAAGACAUUAACACCAUGUAUCCAUACUACUUUAUUUUCACUUAUAAUAGCAUUAUAAACCUCAUGGACUUAGUGUAUUUUUACAUUAUACUUCUGAGUUUAUUCAGAUAUGAUAUUAGUGAUUGGUUUGGUUCAAUUCCAGAAUCUCUGACUAGUUACAGAUUUGAGAGCACUUAAAUGUAAUUGAAUAUCUUAUGCUUCAUUGCUUGGGGUGUAUCCAGCAUGUUAUGAACUAAUCACUAUUAAACUUAACCAGUCAUUAAUGAAUUUUCAGGAUAACUUAGUGGCCUCCUAAAGACACUGACUUCAUUCAAGCUCUGACAAGUUUCUAGCCAAUUUAAAUUGUAUUUAGUAUAAAUAGUUCUCUUUAAUGAUAUGACAGAGUGGAUUUUUCCUUUCACAUAAAGGCAAGUAACUGUAUAUGUAGCAUGGAUUAAAUUAGUCUUAUAAUAUUGAUAAUUACAGGCAGAAAAUUUUAAUUAAAUGAUUAGAAUUUAAAUAUUUGCAGGCAAUUUCUUUUCCUUUAGGAAAAGGAAAAAGUACAUAUUCACUUGUAUUCUUCAGAAAAUUGAGUGGUGCCAGUUUCCAUUGGGUACUUCCUUACUAAUUGUUUCCAAGUCUUAGGGAGGUCGAGGGGAAUCAUGGUGGGCUGGGCAGAGCAGGGUGUGGAAAAUGACAGGGCGAGUCUGCUCAAGAACUGAGUAGAAGUACAGUCUGACCAAAAAUACUCAUAAACAAGUUUUGGAAGUAAAAUUUAAGCUCCUAGAAUAUUAGUUAAGGAAACCAGAAUUAAAUCACUCUCUUGCUAUAGUCACAGACUAACAUUAUAUAGGGGAGGAAAUGUUCUUAGAGUUGCUUUGUAAUCCUAACUCAAUUUUUAAUUUUCUUUUAAUUUGGAAACUUUGCAACUUUAAACCUUUUUCUAUCCUUAUUAUUUAAGCGUAAGUUAAUUUGUGAGCAUCAAAUCAAAAGGUUUCCUGACAACCUCAUUAUUUUAACAUAAACUGAUCUCUGUCUUUUUCAGUGUUCCUGAAUGACCCUGACUUUUUCCCCAGUUAGCCAUAGCCCUUGACAUUAAGGGAGCUCAUAGACUUUUAGGUGCUGAUUGGGAUAUGCCUUCUUAAAGCUUUGGGGUGCUAGAUGGGUCACAUGGGAGCUAGUGGCAGAGAAAGCACUAUGACCCUUUGUAUCACAAGCUUUGGUGUUUAUUAGAAAGUUGUUGCCAGUGCUUUUAAACAUCACUCUAAGAAAAUUUGCUCUUUUCCUUUCUCCACCCUGUCUUCUACAGGGACAGUAGAUUUCUCCCAUAGAAAGCAUAGCCAUCUUUAGUAAGGAUGGUAACUGCACUGCACGUGGGUCUUGUCAUUGAGGACCAGAUGGGAAGUGGGAGUAAUCCAGCAAUGGCAGGGUGACCUGUGGUCCUGUCCUUGGGAAAGGGAUUGGGUUUUGCGCUUUGUGUAUUUAUACUGCAUAAUAGGUAUCACACUUUUAUUGUCUGUAUAUGUAUUGAUUUUCUUGUUUAUGAUAUUUUCCCAUGCCAAGAUUUGUUUAUAUUUUUUUGCAAUGUUAAAUUAAAUUGAUUUGGGUAACUUUUCUUCCCCAAGAAAGUAUUUUCCCCCAUGACUUACAUAUAUAUAUAUAUAUAUAUAUAUAUAUAUAUAUAUAUAUAUAGAUGGGUUUUGUCUGUGGAAUAGUUGGCUUCCAAGGAUCUGUCCUUCUGUGCAAAGUAGAAGUGAUAUACAGUGGCUUUUAGACAGCUACUCAUUUGAAAUAUCUUGCCCAUUAAGGUGUUCUUUCAAAAUAACAUCUCUUAUUUUGCCCAAACAAACUUUAAAGAAAUCUUUAAUUCACAGGUAUUUUUCCUUUUGCAUUCUCCUUUCCUCUUAUCUGAAGAAAUGCUUUUGUUCCUUUUCCCAGUUACAUAUAACUGCCAUUCUUCUUAGAGAGGGGGGUCCUGGGGAGGGAGGACUACUUUGGGGUGGGAGGGUUGUACCUGACUGAAUUUACUUACAGAAGAUAGCUGGUCUGAAAAAUUUUUUUUAAUAUCAAAGUGGAAAACAUCAUAGUUAAUUUAAGUAUUGAGUAGAAAUCUUACUAAAACUACUGGGAUCCUGUCUAAGGGUAUUACAACUUAUAAGAGACAAAAGUAGCAACAAUUACGGUGAGAACCAGAAAGCACUAGGUUAAACAUCAAAUGGGAAUUUUGCAGACUUGGUAAAUGUGUGCAGUUGAGCAACCCAUCAGUAAGCAGAGUUGCUUAUACAUUUUUGAACAGUGGGUCUCAAAAUCUAAGAUUCAUCUGGGAUAUUUUAAAAGAAACACAGAGUCUGAUCCUUACUCUUAGAAAUUUGAAUUCAGUUGAUAGGAGAGAGAAACCAGUGACCUGCAAUUCUGAUAGACUUUCUAGGUGAUUCUAAAGCAAGUUGUUGUGGGCUACUUUUAAGAAACUUUUUAUAGAAGAUGAAAUUGGGUUAAGAGAAUAAUAGGUAAUUUUUACAUUGGACUAAUUUUUACAUAAGAACCUCAAACAAUAGUCAAGAAUGAUGCUUAUUUAUAACUAUUGGCAACUUCUCCCUCUGAAAGAAGCAGAAAGUAUUAUUAACUGUAUCUUCCUGUUGUCUGAAGAUUCAUUUUGAAUGAAGGUUUUUCCUUCAGUGCCAUUCCUGGCUUGCUUCCAAAGCCUCAUACAUGUGGAUGAAGUCACAGUGCAUAUGUUACCUUUUGAAAGAAUGAGAUAGAAGUAUUGAUGCUGUCUUUGCUAUUUCUUUUAUUCCUUAAAGAAGGUGUAUCCCACCUCUCUGUAAUAGUAUUCUCUCUUUAGGUAGAAUGAUUCCUAUAAGAUUUCUUUAAUUAUAGAAUCAUAAAAAUUUUCAGCUAUUAUAUCUUUGAUAUAAUCUAAUGUUCUCAUUUAUUAAGGAGGAACCUACAUAUAGAGAGGAAGAAAUAUACACAUAGCCACAUAGCCAGUUAGUGUUCACGUGGUACUGGACUCCAUCCCAUCUCCUGACUCAUGGUAGUUAAAUGAUAUGUAGAAAAGGCAAAUUUUUAAAAAGUAUUUAUUAAUAUAUUCCUAUGAAACAUUUAAAAAAUAACAUGAAAUGGUUAAUUUUUUCCAUUCUAAAGUAAAUGCUAAGCAUGCUUAUUAAUGAAGCAGUACUUCUAAUUAGUAUAUGACAUUCUGAAAUUAAUUACACUAGAAACCUUAAAUUAUUACACUAAAUGUGUCUUCCUUGUUAGGUUGGGGUUUUGGGAUUGGAGUAUAAAGUGCGUAUUUAAGCUUAAGGGCCCAACUUACAGCUAUUUAGAGUGAAAAAGAGACACAGCUGUCUAAGAUACAUAAGGUGAAGGUCCAUUCCCAGUGGACAUACAGGAAUUAAGGAAACCUCCGUGACUCCCAUCUUCCCAACCCCACCCAGCCUCUCCUCUCCAUCUUGCAGCCUAAAUAUGGAGACAUGUUUAUGCAAAACGCUGGCUCUUCUUAUUUCGUCAAGAGACAGCUCUAGGUAAUCAAUUCAGAAGUGUCCCCCACAGAGAAAGAAAAAGUAGUGUUUGUAUGUUUGUUUUUAAAUAACCCAAAUACAAAUUUAUGUUGUAUUCAGCACAAUUGGAGUUCGGUUCUUUAAUUUUAGAACAUAAAAGUGCCUGCUGUUUUAAGCAUUGAUUUGUAUAAAUGGAUUUGCAUGUCUCACUCCAGUAAGUUUUUGGGUUUUCUCAUUUUCAGCUACCUGGCUUUAAAUCAUGUAAAGUGGAACAUUAUUAGUUUUGUUGCAUUUUAUUACAGUUUCUUUGUUGCAAUAAAGACGCUGCUAAAAUUA
Molecule: messenger RNA, 7059 nt
Organism: Condylura cristata (star-nosed mole)
Lineage: Eukaryota; Metazoa; Chordata; Mammalia; Eulipotyphla; Talpidae
Gene: DPP8
Product: dipeptidyl-peptidase 8
Exons: 21
Coding region: 290-2986 (898 amino acids)
Biological process (GO): proteolysis
Molecular function (GO): serine-type peptidase activity; dipeptidyl-peptidase activity
Source: RefSeq, a predicted model, not a curated record